GCUGCUGGCCUAUGUUCACAUCCGAAAGUCCACACCUUUCCACCUGAAAGGCCUUUCCACCACCAGGCCAGAACCCCACCGGAGACAGGGGGGUUCAACUAAGUGACAGUGCCAUCUGCCCACCCCAGGCACAACAAAGACCUCAGAAUGACAGAGCCAUCCGAGUACUUAAAGGAUUCAAUGCCCACAGAGAGGAAGUCCAUGUGGAGGACCUCAGAGGAGAGGCGCAUGUCCGACCUCACGCGGGUGCUGGAGUGGCUGCAACGCAGGCAGGGGAAGAAAAAGCAAACUUUCCAGAAACCCAACUGGGCGGUACCCCCUAAAACAACUGGGAAGGAAGAAAAGAAAGGCCGAAGCAUCCCCAAAAAGCAGAAAGGGAACCACCAGGCAGCCUUCUCUGAGAAGACCCCCGAGCAAGGUAUCAAGAAGGACAAGGACCAUGUCAUGUACCAAAAGCUAAAGGGAAAACGCCUCAGCCUGGUUCCUGGCAGCUACUCCAGGGACAACCCCAAGAAAUCUGAACUAGACAUCAAGGAUGCCAUCGUCCUGGAGUCCACUCAACGGUCCGUGCCAUACCAUCGACAAAGCAUCAUCGACCCCAUGCUCCAGGACCCUCUCUUUAGCACUCGGAGGUCGACGCUCUUGAGAGACUGGGUGGUAGGCAGGAUGCCCGAGGUCUCCUACGAGCGCAAGCUGAAGAGCCUCAUGGAGAAGGGCGCCGAGCCCAAGGUGGAGACGGUGAGAAUGCUGAAGCCGGAGGAGGUGCUGAGCUGCCGGACCUGCUGGUUUCCGCCCCCAGAUUCAAGCGCCCCUCCCAAGCCCUUUCCUGUAAAGAUGUAACUGAUAAGAUUCAGAAAUUUCAGUAGGGGAAACGGACAACAGAAUAAUGUGGAUGUCCUGUAGACUGAACAGCAGUGAACUCAUCUGUAGAGUUAAGAUUGGCCUCAGAUGCCUGGCACACAGUGACCCCAUUCCAAAGUCCUGCUCUGCUCACUGACUGGCUGAGAGAUGGAUGGGUAGAAUGGCAGGCCUCCCCCACUGAAGGGGGCUUCUAGCUUGACCUCUCCACGGAUGGGUGACUUUGGCUAUGGCUUUCAGUCUGACAGGGUGAUUCUAGUGGACUCUGGCCAACAGACAGCUACCUGGGCUCAAUACUGGGCAGAAAAGAGAUUUGGACAGGGCCCCUACCCUCCAAGGAGGGAGAGAGAAUAUUUGGAGAGAUGGCAUCCAACAAGCCAUCCAAGAAAAAGAUGAAACUGUCCAUAACGGGAUCUUAGUGAGUACAUGUACAUUUGUGUGAGAUCUUCCAGAGCUGUGCUGGUCACAGACGGAAGGGGCAGACCCUGACUGGUGCUGUCAUGGAAAAGUAGUCCCGACAUGGGGCUGGAGAGUGGGAUCUAAGGUGGCUAUAAGACCAGGCAAGCUCUGGGCAGAUCUUGAAGGAGAGAGAGACCAUUCCCAAUGGUUAUAUCAAUAUCCAGCUCUUCCCCCAUCAACUGUAGCAAAGAAACCAGCAGGUGGCCUGAGUAGGGGGACUACCUCCUUUACUAAAGCUGGGAACAAGGUCAAGAUUGCUGGUAGAAUACAGAGCUCUCAGGAUAUGACAAUAGAGAUACUCUCUAGACCACACAGCAUAGAUGGGACCAAUUCUACUCUCCAGUGUAAGUUAGAAUUGUGGAGCUUUAGCUAAGAUUUUAAAUCAAUGGCCAGACUUUUAAAUUGUUUGAAUGAUAUUAUAAGAAAAUACUCCCCUUUCCCACAAUUUUACUCAGCUUUUAUUGCCACCGUUCUGUAUUUGGCCCAGGCUUUGGCAUCACUGAGGUUAUGCACACCUGGCAGUGAUGGAACCCCUGACAAUUGGAUCUCUCCCCACGUGGCUUAAUGUAUCAUGACCACCAUAUUGCACCUGCUUUCUUAAUGGCAUGUUAGCUUUGGCAGAAGAGUCCUUGAAAUGGAUAUUCUGUUAUUUGCUUAACCAUUCCACUGCUGAUGGAAUUUCUUUUUUUCCUGUUGUUGCUAACCCCAGAGUGAACACUUUGAUUUAUAUAGCUUUUUAUCCCCCUUGGCUUCUCUUCUUGGGAUUCGUUGAAGGCCUGAGUGGAUGGAGUUCCUGAGUCAAAGAUCAUGAACUGUUGGCAGGGAGGGACUUGGGGGGACAGGGACGGAGCUUGGCAUCUAUGUUGCCAAAUUACUUUCCAAGAGUUAUAUGAAUAAAAACUCCCAUCAGCUCUGUGGGGUGUCCCACUCUCUCAUAAGACCUCUGUCAGCUCCAGAAUGUCCACAGAGCCCAUUCCCUUUAGAGAUCCCACGCUGCCUAAAUCUAAGCUCUUGUCAAUAAAGUUUGAAGCUAGA
Messenger RNA from Neofelis nebulosa (Clouded leopard), 2352 nucleotides. RefSeq names its product chromosome 17 C16orf78 homolog (gene C17H16orf78). The record is from RefSeq and is a predicted model, not a curated record. NCBI's taxonomy places the organism in Eukaryota, Metazoa, Chordata, Mammalia, Carnivora, Felidae. The coding region runs from base 148 to 840 and encodes 230 amino acids. The transcript has 5 exons.